AAGAGAGAGGAGCCGUAUGGUCAAACGAAAUGAAAGCAACUCACCGUUUUUCACAGUCAACCUUCUUUACGCGACUCCGCUGAAAAACAUUCAACUCCUCCGUCUCUCAACCCAAUUCCUUCAAGAUCGGUCAAACAAAUUCUCUUUAUUGAUGAACAACACCGCCCCGCCGGUAGACAUGGCCACCGGAACUCCGCCGUGGCUGAACACCGGCGACAACUCUUGGCAGAUCACAGCCUCUACUCUGGUCGGACUUCAGAGCAUGCCCGGCCUUGUAAUUCUCUACGCAAGCAUCGUUAAAAAGAAAUGGGCUGUGAAUUCUGCGUUUAUGGCGCUUUACGCCUUCGCCGCCGUUCUAAUCUGUUGGGUUUUGGUCGGCUACCGAAUGGCCUUCGGCGAUCAGCUGAUUCCUCUGUGGGGUAAAGGGAUUCCAGCUCUGGAGCAAAGUUACCUAAUUGACCGAGCCAAUAUCCCUGAAAGUGGCCAUGUAAGCCACGACGGAAGGGUAACGCCGAGAAUUGAGCCGAAUAUUCCGAUGGCUUCCCUGGUGUAUUUCCAGUUCACCUUUGCUGCGAUUACUGUGAUUUUACUUGCCGGCUCUGUUCUUGCGAGAAUGAACAUCAAAGCCUGGAUGGCGUUUGUUCCUCUUUGGGUAAUUUUCUCGUACACCGUCGGCGCCUACACGAUCUGGGGCGGAGGGUUCCUCUUCCAAUGGGGCGUGAUUGAUUACUCCGGCGGCUUUGUUAUUCAUCUUUCUUCUGGAAUUUCUGGCUUAACCGCCGCUUAUUGGGUUGGGCCGAGGAUUAAAAGCGACAGAGAGAGGUUUCCGCCGAAUAAUGUGUUGCUGAUGUUGGCCGGAGCUGGGAUGUUGUGGAUGGGGUGGUCGGGAUUUAACGGCGGCGCACCGCACUCAGCGAACGUGGUGGCGUCGAUUGCGGUGCUGAAUACGAACGUAAGCGCAGCGACGAGCCUGCUGGUGUGGACCAUCUUGGAUGUGUUCUACUUCGGGAAGCCAUCAGUGAUUGGAGCCAUUCAGGGCAUGAUGACUGGCUUGGCUUGCGUUACCCCCGGCGCAGGAGUUGUGCAGACGUGGGCAGCUAUUAUAAUGGGAGUUAUGGGAGGGAGUAUUCCAUGGGUAUCUAUGAUGAUUCUCCAUAAAAGGUUGAGUUUCUUGCAAAAGGCUGACGACACGCUUGGCGUAUUUCACACGCACGCGGUAGCGGGCAUGAUGGGCGGGCUUCUAACGGGCCUUUUAGCAGAGCCCACUCUUUGCGAACUAUACCUACCGAUCCCCGACAGCCGCGGUGCCUUUUACGGCAAAAACGGCGGCGUUCAGUUUCUGAAGCAGCUGACCGGAGCCAUGUUCAUAAUCGGGUGGAACAUCGUCUCCACCACCAUUAUUCUCCUCUUCAUUCGGCUGUUUAUGCCGUUGCGGAUGCCGGACGAGGAACUCAUGAUCGGAGACGACGCCGUCCACGGCGAGGAAGCUUAUGCCCUGUGGGGCGACGGCGAGAAAUUCGAUCCCAGAAGGCACGGCAAUGCGGCGGCGAAUGUGGAAGAAGGAACUUCCCCGCCUUAUAUCAAUGGUGCCAGAGGAGUAACCAUCACUUUGUAAAGUAGUCUUGGAAUUUCUUGAAUGUUUGAAAUUUAGGAGCUUGAGAACAUUCUAUGGCCCUUUUUCUUCAAUUUCUGCACAAGUUUCUCAGAC
Molecule: messenger RNA, 1708 nt
Organism: Cucurbita moschata (crookneck pumpkin)
Lineage: Eukaryota; Viridiplantae; Streptophyta; Magnoliopsida; Cucurbitales; Cucurbitaceae
Product: ammonium transporter 2-like
Exons: 4
Coding region: 17-1615 (532 amino acids)
Biological process (GO): ammonium transmembrane transport
Cellular component (GO): plasma membrane
Molecular function (GO): ammonium channel activity
Source: RefSeq, a predicted model, not a curated record